CGACCGGGGAAAUUAUGAUUUAUCUCAACAUAGCCAACAUUCUCAAAAAGACUUGCGGGUUAAUGGGAUUAUUCCAGAAGUAAUUGAAGUAUCUUUUGGCGUAGAAAGAUUAAUGUUAGCCAUCUUGGAGGAUGCCUAUCACGAAGAAACAACAACUUCAGGCUUAACGAGAACAGUUUUAAAAUUACAUCCUUUGUUGACCCCUUAUUUUGUUGCCAUUAUUCCUUUGAAUUCUCGGCAACAACUCCAAGAAAAAACUCACCAAAUCUACCAAGAAUUACUAAGGGAAAUUAAUUUUGCCGUGACUUACGAGGCCGAUAGUAGUAUUGGUAAGAGUUAUCGCCGACAAGAUGCAAUUGGCACUUAUUAUUGCGUCACGGUGGACUGGCAAACUCUCCAAGACCAAACUGUUACUUUGCGGGAACGAGAUAAUAUGAAGCAAACGCGGAUUAAUGUUUCUUCUCUAGCCCAACAUUUACAAGAGAAGUAUAAGAACCAACCGAAAGCCAUUCAAAGGCUAGUUCGGGGCAUCCAGCAAGGUCAAAAAGAACAAGUAUUAUUAGGAGCCACCGGCACAGGUAAGACUUUUACCAUGGCUAAUAUUAUUCAACAGACCCAAAAAAGCACUUUAAUUUUGGCUCAUAAUAAGACCUUAGCUAUGCAAAUUUACCAGGAAAUGCAGGGCUUUUUUCCGCAUAAUAAGGUAGAAUACUAUGUUUCUUAUUUUGAUUAUUAUCAGCCGGAGGCUUACAAACCCGAGAGUAAUACUUAUAUUAGCAAGAAAGUUCAACGCAACGCUAUGGCCUCAGUAGCCGCGAUUUAUGGUUGUUCUAAUCCCGCUUCUUAUCACAAAGCAAUAUUUAAUUUAAAAGUCGAUGAGGAGAUUAGCACCGAAAAAAUUCUAGCAAAAUUAUUCCAUCGUGGUUAUCAGGAGGGAAAAAAUCUUAAUAGUGGUAAUUAUCGGAAGGAAGAGGAUAAUAUUUUUUUCAUGCUGGGUUGGGAGGAGGAUUAUUAUUUUCGGAUAGUUAUCAAUGAUGACAAAGUUCAGCAAAUAGAAAGGUGGAACAAGCAAAUGGGGGAGAAGGUUGCGAGUUUAUCAGAAAUUGCCAUUCCCCAGGCUCGGGAUUACGCUGCUGGUUAUGUUAAGGAGGGAGAAGAGUUAGUAAUUGCCUCAGAAAAAAACUUUUUUGCUAAGAUUAGACAAGAAUUAGCCGAAAGAAAAGAAGAAUUGGCCCGGGCAGGGAAAUUUCUUGAAGCCGAAAGAUUAGAAGUCCGUACUAGCCAAGACUUACAAGAUUUAAGAGACCAGGGUUUUUGUCCGGGCAUUGAGAAUUAUGCCCGGUAUUUUGAUGGUCGAAAACCAGGCGAAACUCCUUUUGUCUUAUUAGAUCAUUUUCCGGAGGGAUUUUUAACUAUUAUUGACGAGUCGCACAUUACUAUUCCUCAGGUUAGGGCCAUGUAUAAUACCGACCGAAGACGCAAGGAAACCUUGGUAAAAUACGGUUUCCGCUUACCUUCGGCUUUGGAUAAUCGGCCUCUCAACCAAGAAGAGUUUUUUCAGAAACUCAAUUACGCUCUUUAUGUUUCGGCUACUCCCGGCAAUUUUGAAAUGGCUAAGGUAAAUCACCAGCCGGUCGAACAAAUUAUCCGUCCGACGGGGCUUUUGGACCCGGAAAUUGAAGUGCGGAGUUCCGUUAACCAGAUUACAGAUAUUAUGCGAGAAAUAACUGAGAAAACCAGUCGAGGGGAGAAAGUGCUUAUUUAUGCUUUGACUAUCGUCAUGUCCGAGCAAAUUGCUAGUUAUCUCCGCGAAAAAGAUAUUCGGGUAGUAUAUUUACACAGCCGCUUAGAAAUUUUUGAGCGUUAUCAGGCGAUUACUAGUUUACGGCGUGGGGUUUAUGAUGUGAUUGUAGGGAUUAAUUUGUUGAAAGAGGGAAUUGAUUUGCCGGAAGUUUCUUUGGUUUGUAUUUUGGAUGCCGACAAGCCCGGAUUUUUGCGGGAUACCCGGUCUUUAAUUCAAAUAAUUGGCCGGGCUUCACGGAAUAAAAGCGGCAAGGUCAUUCUUUAUGCUGACGAGAAGACGAAAAAUAUGUUAGGUGCUAUCCAGGAAACUGACCGUCGUCGUCAAAUUCAAAAAGCUCAUAAUUUACAAAACAAUAUUAUUCCUCAGACUAUUCAAAAGCCGGUUAAGAAUAUAGUUUUGGACCCAACUAUAGCUGUUUUGGUAGAAAAAGCUCAACGAGGAGAAAUGAGCGAAAAAGAGUUGUUAAAGUUACAGAAAAAUUUACGGCGGCAAAUGAAAAAAUCCACGCGGGAAUUUCGUUUUGACCGGGCUAUUGUUUUGCGUGAUGCUUUACUAGAUUUAGAAAAAAUUGGGGAAAAACCCGUUUUAGUUUAG
Messenger RNA from Racocetra persica, 2398 nucleotides. The record is from the annotation of a GenBank genome assembly. NCBI's taxonomy places the organism in Eukaryota, Fungi, Glomeromycota, Glomeromycetes, Diversisporales, Gigasporaceae.